AUGGCUCCUGAACCUCCUCCUGGUAGUAGCUCUAAGCCUACUACUGUUAGUGCUCUUGAUUUUGGUGAUCCAUUAUAUCUUCAUCCUACUGAUACUAGUGGUGCUUCUAUUAUGUCUUUUAAAUUGACUGUCAAGAUUUGUACAUGGGUCAAAUUUUUCUCUAAAAUUGCAAGUGAGGUUUGGGAUGACUUAAAAGAAACCUAUGAUAAAGUUGAUGGAUCUGUUACUUUUAAUCUUCAUCAUAAAAUUAAUACUCUAAGUCAAAAUGGUUCUUCUUUGUCUGAGUAUUAUCAUAAAUUGAAUACAUUCUGGAAACAAUUUGAUGCUAUGGUGAAAUUACCUGUUUGUACUUGUAAAGCUGCUAAAGAAUUUAAGACUCAUCAUGACUUAAUUAGAUUAAUGCAGUUUCUUAUAGGACUUGAUGAUGUUUAUAUGUCUGUUAGAAGUACUAUUCUUACUAGAGAUCCUUUACCUAAUGUGAAAUAUGCUUAUGCACUUCUGUCUAGAGAAGAAUCACAUAGGAAUGCUAGUUCUGUGAAUCAUGUUAAACCUGCUAAUUUUGCUUUUGUCUCUAAGUUUAAUGAUUCAAAGAAAAAGUUUGUUAGAAAUGAAAAUUUGGUUUGUGCUAAUCCUGCUUGUGGUUUGAAAGGUCAUACUAUUGAUAAAUGCUUUAAACUUGUUGGAUAUCCAGAUUUUAAUAAGAAAAAACCAUAUCAGAAUAAAAGUUAUACUAGUAAUAAUGUGAUUAAUGAAAGAAAUAACUGGAAUGAUAAAUCUGAUAUGAAUGGACAAUCCUCUAAAACUGUUAUAUCUGAUACUUCUGUUAGUUAUGGUUUCCCAUUUACUAAUGAUCAAAUUGCAAGACUCAUGAGUUUGUUAGAUGAGAAUCAGGAUUCUAAAGGAAAAACACAAGCUAAUAUGGCAGCAAACCAGCAUAUGUGUGCUUCUGACAAGAACAUGAUAAAUGUAAUUGAUGUUUCUGGACUAAACUUGACUGUUAAUCAUCCAAAUGGAACCUCUGCAAAAAUAACUAAAAUUGGUGAUUUAAAAGUUACUGAACAUAUAACAUUAUUUGAUGUUCUUGUAGUUCCAGAAUAUAAUGUAAGCUUGUUCUCUGUGCAUAAGGCUAAUAGAGAUAGCAAAUUGUUUGUUGGAUUUACUGAGUAUGCAUGUUAUAUUCAGGAUUUGAGAACAAUGAGAAGUUUGGGGACUGGUAGAGUUCAUGGAGGUUUAUAUUUGUUAAAUACUGGUAAGAUUUAUGCAAAUAAUAUGUGUUUGAAUUCUGUGACUAGCUGUCAUGUGUCUGCUGAAAUGGGGCAUUCUAGAUUAGGACACCCUUCACAUAAAGUACUUGAUGUGUUAAAAGAUAAACUUGAUAUUACUAUGGUUGAUCAAAAUGCUCUUUGUGAUACUUGUCAUAAAGCUAAACAAACUAGAGAACCAUUUCCUUUAAGUGAUCAUAAAACAAAUAAUGUAGGUGAACUAAUUCACCUUGAUGUGUGGGGACCUUAUAGAAAACCUAGUAAAUAA
Molecule: messenger RNA, 1530 nt
Organism: Erigeron canadensis
Lineage: Eukaryota; Viridiplantae; Streptophyta; Magnoliopsida; Asterales; Asteraceae
Exons: 3
Coding region: 1-1530 (509 amino acids)
Source: RefSeq, a predicted model, not a curated record